GGUCGAACGAAAUUUUGUGCAAGUAAGCCCUGUUUUAACUGUGUCAAUUAGAAUCUAAAGCACUAUUCAUUCACUACAAAUUGUUCUGGUGUGGCGAGAACUAUUACGGAAAGUAUUAAAGCAAAUAGAAAUUCGCCGACUACCACAGAUUGAAAUACAAAUUGUGACGUGCUGUACUUUUGUUGACUGAAGAUGAAGCCGCGUGACCAGCUUGUCGACGAUGUUGAGCCGGCACCAGGGAAUGAACUCAACAAUAGAGACGAGAGCGAGCAAGACUCCAGCGAUAAAGGAUCAUCCACAACUGUAUUGGACGAAGAAGAGGUUAUGGGUGGGUCUAUGUCCAACUCUGAAUCAGACCAGGUCAACGACGACGCUCAGAUGAACGGUGACUCAGUAUCAUCAUUGCCAACAUCUGAAACAUGUGCUGGAUCGCGCGAAGACCCAGCCAACUUUGAACCAAACCAGGUCGGCAACGGGCGCGAUGACGUAGAGUCUGACCAAGAGUCAGUGUCAAUAUCUGAAGCUGGAUCGGACCUGGCCUUCUUUGAACCAGAUGACGAAUCAAAGAAAGAGUCAAUAGAGAAAUGUCUCAAAAUAACCAAAUCGCUGAUCAAUCUGAAGAAGACACCUAUUGGAAUGCCAAAAGACAGUAAUGUCAGCGACCUGCCCUUGUACAUUAUGCAACCCGACGACUGUGAUGGAAACGUCAGCGACAACUUUGACUUUGGCUGGCAAUGGUGA
Molecule: messenger RNA, 741 nt
Organism: Drosophila subobscura
Lineage: Eukaryota; Metazoa; Arthropoda; Insecta; Diptera; Drosophilidae
Exons: 3
Coding region: 193-741 (182 amino acids)
Source: RefSeq, a predicted model, not a curated record